AUGCUUAAGAAGAAGACGCUGGCGCCGUCCCUCUUCUUCCGGAAUCAUACUCCAACCACUACCCCCGAAUUGUCUCCCACCUCUUCAGAUAGCGAUUCUGAAGAGGAUAUGGAAUCUUCUGGCUCCCGACCGGUCAGCCUGGCCGUCUCGGCGGGAGCCUUCUCCAUGCGCCCGACUCUCGACGAAGUCCUGGCCAAUGUCGCCCCGCCCCCAUAUACUCUCAGCGCCUUUAUGGCCUACCUCUCCCAGAACCACUGCCUAGAAACCCUCGAAUUCACCCUGGAGGCCAACCGAUACCGGGAAUGCUACUACGCCAUUGUCGACCGAUUAGGCCCCGCCGCACUGGAGUCCGACGGCCCGGAAAGUCAGCACUUGCGCAUGCUCUGGCAACGCUUGUUGACUGCGUACAUAUUCCCAGGGUCACCGCGGGAGAUCAACCUCUCCAGUGAAGUGCGAGACGACCUCCUUCAAUACUCAAACGUCACCGCCCCGCCCGUCCCGGAGACGUUGGAUUCCGCCGUCAAACGCAUCCACGACUUGAUGGAGGAAUCCAUCUUCCUCCCCUUUGUCAACAGCCACACCACCUCCCCAUCUAUGCUCGCAUCCUCUGGUCCGAUCCUAGGUCCGGAAGAUAUCAUGAACCUGUCAUCGACAAGUCUGGAAGAGAACCCGAUGAAAAAGGUCCGGUCCCGUGUCAAGCGGACUUCCCCUCAGUCAUCAACGCGGGAUCUCCCAUCAACGGGUCACAGCCGCUCGAACAUGUCGCUCGGCGCUGCGGAUUCCAUUGGCAAACGCACUUCCGGCGCUCUGCUCAACCCCAGUGGCGAGUCUGCCUCGUUGGCUUUGACUGAUGACAGCGGCUCUCCGCAGUCCAGUCCCACAGCCGAGGAACCCAUGACGCCGCCCACCACCCCGCCUGCCAGCGAACCGCACCUCCCCAUGCAAAGCCCCAAACUUCGCACCGAGAACCCGUGGAAGAAGAUGGGUAUGAAGCUUGGCUUUAAGAAGCGGUCUACUGGUGGUAGCAACGGGGGUCGCGACCCCAAGAUCCUUGGUUUGGACGAGUAA
Penicillium arizonense is the source of this 1068-nucleotide messenger RNA. RefSeq names its product regulator of G-protein signaling domain-containing protein. The transcript has a single exon. NCBI's taxonomy places the organism in Eukaryota, Fungi, Ascomycota, Eurotiomycetes, Eurotiales, Aspergillaceae. The record is from RefSeq and is a predicted model, not a curated record. Bases 1 to 1068 code for a protein of 355 amino acids.